AUGAGCACAUCAAAUGAAGAAAGUCAAUUCCAUACUCAAGCAUCCCUACCUGCAACAUCAUCUCGCUCAAAGCAUCGCGAUUUUUCUAAAGUAACGUCCAAUUAGAUUUCAGAAAAAACACCUAUUGGAGAUCCGAGUUAUAGAUACAGUGUUCCUAUCAAGCAGCGGCAUGGGCAUAGUCUAUUACUUCCUAGUAAGGAAUCAUCAAGCCCCACAAUAGAGCCUCAAACUCCUGCAAGCACCAAUAUUUGAAUAGAAAAUCUAUGUGAUGCAGCAAAAGAAGGCAAUAUUGAUCAGCUUCAUGAGAUUUUAUUAAAUUAUUCUAACUCCCCCCUUAAGAGCGAACAAAAAAAUCGUGUUCUCUUACGGAGGGGUGUUAAUUUUUUUUUAAAACAAUUUAUGUAUAAAAUUUUAAAGAAAAAUUUAUUUUGAAAUUUAAAAAAUUCCUAAUUUACAAAAAAAUUAGAAGACAAUAUUUAAUUUAAUUUAUAAAAUUUAUGUUUUAAAACGCAAUUUUUUUAAAUUAAACAGAAUUAGCUACAGAUUUCAUUAUACUAAUUUUCAUUUAUAUAUCAAAAUUAUUUACCAUAAAAAAAUUUUUGUUCACUCACGUAGGGUGGGUUUUUUGGGCAAAAAAAUAAGGAUUUUUCUAAUGGUUUUGUUUCGCUCACGGAGGGGGGAGUAAGGAAAAAUCAUUAUUUUUAUUAGAAGAGAACGCAAUCGACCUAAUAAAUGGUCCUUCAAAUAAUAGAUGAAGACCAAUUCAUUUUGCAUGUCUGAAUGGACAUCAUAAGCUAUUGCGAGAGUUAUUGAAUUUAGGUGCAAGCUGCAACUUAGAAACAGAUGACCACUGAACUCCUUUGCAAUUAGCAUGCUAUUAUGGUUUUUUGCCAUGUGUGGAAGCUCUCUUGCACUCACCGUUGAUUCAGAUUAAUAGGAUGAGUGAAGAUAAAGGAACAGGGUUACAUCUAGCAUGCGAGACAGGGCGCACAAAAAUAGUUAAACUACUGCUAGAAAAUAAAGCUGAUAUUAAUUUAGAAGAUCCUUAUGGAAAAGUUGCAUUAGAGUUAACUCAAAAAACAAAAAUCAUUGAAUUAAUUCCCCAAUAUACAGGUGAAGGAGAAUUGUUAAAAUAUUCAAAAAAAGAAAAUAUUGAAAAGCCUCCUUGCUUCAGCGGGCAUGUAUAUUGGUCAGCUCCUUGACAAAUUAACGAUAAACAUGCUUUUCUAGUACUCAAUAUAAACGAUGGGCACUUAAACCAUUACCAUCAUAGAAUUUCAUUUUUGGAUUCUCAGCCUCCUGAUUUUUGCAUAAAAAUAAAAGACAUAGAAGAUGUCAGGAUUUUUUCUGAAAAAGAAAACUCUGAUAAGCAUUUUUUCAUUAUUGAAGCUAAAGAAAAUACCCUGAAAUAUUACUGCAAGUUUGCUGAUAUGACAAGAGUUUGAGCUGACCAAAUAUUAGAAGCCAUAAAAUAUUUGCAAAUAAGUAAGAAAAGGAGGAGCAGCUUUGAAGAGUCUGAAGAUGAAAAUGAAGAAAGGUUUAGGAUAAAGCCAAGAUAUUUGCAGUUUGAAGAAGAUGACAAACAAAUUAACACUGAAGAAGACACUGAAGAAAUUAUUAAUUUUUCCUGUUUUGACACAAUUGAUGAAAUAUCUGCAGAAACUUAUGGAAAAUCGUUUUUAGUUAGAAAAAAAAAUACGGGGGAAAUGUUUAUUAUAAAAUCACUUGACAAAAUUACAUUAAAAAAGAAUGACCAAAUAAAAUACGCCAUCUCAUGCAGCAAAAUUUUUAAGACAGUUAGGCACCCGUUUAUUAUGGAUAUGUAUUGGGCUUUUCAAACACCUAAAAACAUAUACUUAGUUUUAGAAGCGUUUAAUUAUGGAAGUCUCAUGGAUUUAUUAAAAACCAAAAAAACUCUGCCUGAGGAUGCUGCGAGGUUUUAUAUUGCAGAAACAUUACUUGCUAUUGAGCAUCUUCACUCGUUAGAUUUUGUAUAUAAAGACUUGAAGCUUGAAAAUAUUUUAAUUGACAUGCAUGGGCAUGCAAAACUUUCUGUUUUCAAUUUUACUGAAAAAAAAGAACUAUCUCCUAAUGAGCCUCCAAAGAUUAUUGCUCCAGAACUCCAAAACCCCGGAGCUUAUAAGCAAGUCGAUAUUUAUUCUUUGGGAGUUUGCUUAUUUACUUUGCUAGCAGGAUUUCUUCCUUUUUACUCUGAAGAUCUAGCAUCUUGGCACAAAAAAAUUAAAUCUGGAGUUAUAAGAUAUCCGCAUUUUAUUACACAAGAUGCAAGAAGUCUAAUUCAUAUGCUGAUGAAUAACAACUCUGAUAAGAGGCCUGCUAUUGAAGAAAUAAAAAAUCAUGAUUUUUUUAGAGAUAUUAAUUGGAGUGAUAUUUAUGAAAGAAAAGCUCUUCCACCUUAUACUGGAGAUAAUUUAAGAAGAAAAAGUGAGACUGAAGAGACGAGGACUCCUGUAGAGGAUGAGCAUGAAAAUGCUGAAUAA
Molecule: messenger RNA, 2501 nt
Organism: Blepharisma stoltei
Lineage: Eukaryota; Ciliophora; Heterotrichea; Heterotrichida; Blepharismidae
Source: the annotation of a GenBank genome assembly